Messenger RNA from Colletotrichum lupini, 522 nucleotides. RefSeq lists its product as uncharacterized. The coding region runs from base 1 to 522 and encodes 173 amino acids. Lineage: Eukaryota; Fungi; Ascomycota; Sordariomycetes; Glomerellales; Glomerellaceae. The transcript is spliced from 4 exons. The record is from RefSeq and is a predicted model, not a curated record.
AUGGUGCAGACUAGGACAGAAGUGACCGCGCAAACUAAGACAUCCUUCGGCCGGGAAGCUUCUCGCGAUUUUGGUAGCAUUGGGGCUUUGUCGCUGAGACCCAUUUUCCUUCCAUUCCACCUACCUGCAUCAGCUUGUUGGUCACUGCGGCAGCCGACCUACAGCUUGCCGAGAGCCUAUCAAAAUCAGGCGGCACCUGAUGCGUUUUUGAAGCCAUUGAGCAAUUCCUGUGGAUUGCCUAGCACUUGCAUUGCAUUCCACCUCGUUCUCAUCCACCGCAACAUCCCCUCCCCCUCGUCACAUGACAACGCAGCUCGGCCAAAUCAGCCGGGACUAAAUCAUUCCAUGCUGAUCGCCCGCCUUCGCAACUUUGCGUCUGCAGGCAUGCUUGACGCUCGGAGUGAGGCUAUCUACAGCCUUGAUUCCAUCUUUGAAAUAUUCUUGCCCCUUGAUGUUCCUUUUCGACAAUGGCUCGAGAUAAGACAACGCCUAUUCGUCGAUUUCGGCAAGCCUGCGGCCUGA